Aspergillus wentii DTO 134E9 is the source of this 840-nucleotide messenger RNA. RefSeq names its product cleavage and polyadenylation specificity factor subunit 5. The transcript is spliced from 4 exons. Gene Ontology annotation, cellular component: mRNA cleavage factor complex. The record is from RefSeq and is a predicted model, not a curated record. Gene Ontology annotation, molecular function: mRNA binding. Lineage: Eukaryota; Fungi; Ascomycota; Eurotiomycetes; Eurotiales; Aspergillaceae. The coding region runs from base 1 to 840 and encodes 279 amino acids.
AUGUCGACUACUACAGGACCAGCGAUGCAUAGCUCCCGCCCACCUAUCCUCCCCAAGAAUUUCUCCGCACAGCAACCGGAGACCAUCCGUCUAUAUCCCCUCUCCAACUAUACAUUCGGCACCAAGGAAACGCAACCGGAAGAAGACCCUUCGGUGUUGGCCCGUCUAAAGCGUCUCGAAGAGCACUAUGAGCAGUAUGGAAUGAGACGUACCUGCGAGGGUGUGCUCGUCUGCCAUGAACACAACCACCCGCACGUGUUGAUGCUUCAAAUCGCAAACGCGUUCUUUAAGCUACCCGGAGACUAUCUCCAUUUCGAAGACGACGAGGUCGAGGGAUUCAAGAAGCGACUAAACGAGCGUCUUGCACCUGUCGGCUCGCAGUUCUCCGGCGAGGGCGUCAAUGAGGACUGGGAAAUUGGGGAUACUCUCGCGCAAUGGUGGCGACCGAAUUUCGAGACUUUCAUGUACCCUUUCCUCCCCGGACAUGUGACUCGGCCUAAGGAGUGCAAGAAGUUGUACUUCAUCCAGUUGCCCAAGAAGAAGGUUCUCUCUGUUCCAAAGAACAUGAAGCUUCUCGCUGUGCCUUUGUUUGAAUUGUACGACAACACGGCUCGUUACGGCCCCCAACUCUCCGCUAUCCCGCAUCUUCUGUCCAGAUACAACUUUGAGUUCGUGGAUGAGAAUGACAAUGUCGUUGCGGCAACCCCAGGAACACCCUUGCCCGAAGGUCAACUUCCCCGAACCAAGGUGCUUGCUGAAGGCGGAGAUGACCAGGACGCGGGGAUGGCAGACGUCAAAGCGGAAGGUGAGGAGAACGGGGGUGAUAGUAGUAUGCAGUGA